Candidula unifasciata is the source of this 615-nucleotide messenger RNA. Lineage: Eukaryota; Metazoa; Mollusca; Gastropoda; Stylommatophora; Geomitridae. The record is from the annotation of a GenBank genome assembly.
AUGAGUUUCCAAGUUCCGCCAGAUUUCAAGGAAGAUAAGCAGCUGUUCCUUGAUGUGGGUGAUUCUGAAAACACAGAUGUGUUUCUGCUGAGAGUCCCAAAGGGGUUUGAUAUAACAAGGCUGGAUGGAGUUGAGUUUUCUAACAAUGAAAUUAAAGAAAUAGGGGUGGAAGAAGGAGCAAAUCAGCUGACUUGUGUGUAUGAGUUAGGUGCUUUCUGUGGAAAGGGUCUAGAUUUAUCAGCACUGAUUAAAUCUGGUCAGACAGUUGCAUUAGGAUCCCCGAUUUCAGAAUUUGUGGCUGUAAAUAAGUCCUACAGAAGUAAUGUGGUGAGCCCACCUUCCAGUCAGAAAGGAGAAGCCAGUACAAGUGUACCUAUGCCUGAUGGAUUGAGAGUCAGAUUUACACCAUUUGGUGCUGGUACUCCCUUCAGACAUACAUCGGGUGUCAAGAAGAAAAAGAAGAGGAAGCGGAAACAUUCUGAUAAUACUUUGACUGAGGUAUCUACACCUGAUAUAUUGCACAUGCACAAGAGGAGGAAACUUGAAACUGAGGCUGAUUCCCCACAGCAUGAGCAUAGACACAAGAAACACAAGCAUAAAAAGAAAGAAAGAUGA